GUUGCCGAUGAUGUUGUGGCAAAAAUUACUGCCGGUACAAAUACGAUCGAGGUUACUAAAAAUGGUGAUGACAUCACACUUAAGUCGACUACUGGCGACCACGCGCGCGAGACAAAGUUUACUAUUGGUAAAAAAUACACCGAGACUUGGAAUGGCCAGGAAUUACCGGCGUUGGCUGUGAAGGAAGACAAUCGUCUCACUCAUACCAUAGGAGAGGGAGAGAAACAAUUGAAAGUAGUGUACGAAUGGACGGGCAAUGAGCUCCGGGUGACGAGCACUUCGGGUCCGGUGGUAGCCGUCCGUACGUAUGUUAAACAGUAGGCAACCGUUUAUUUGGACAAAUAUAAGCUUAUAUUUUGAUAAUUAUAUUUAAAAGUAAUAUUUAAGUUUGAAAAUUAUGUUAUAUAAUUGCAAUAAUUUUUACUAACGAUGUAAUGAUCUAAUGUUAUGUUAUUUAAUUAAAAUAAA
Molecule: messenger RNA, 468 nt
Organism: Medioppia subpectinata
Lineage: Eukaryota; Metazoa; Arthropoda; Arachnida; Sarcoptiformes; Oppiidae
Source: the annotation of a GenBank genome assembly